AUAUGUUGUAUGUAGUACAAUAAUAUGCUUAUUGUGUCAUUUUGCAUCUGGGGGUACAGAAAUUAUAUUUUAGGGUGAACAAAAAUAGUGAUGGAUAAGAUGUCAGAAAGGUGUUGUGUUUCAUACCUAUCUCAGUGCAUUUACAUAGUGGUACCUCCUAAAUACAUGUAGGCUUUUUGGAUAAGUGGAUAUAGUGCCUUUGGAUGCAUGACAUAGCAGCCAUGAUGUAGAACUGUUUGAAAGCUGGACAAAGCUGCAGAAGGCUCCAGUAUCAGAUGUCACUAGUAGAUUUGGGAAAGAAACUUUUAGAAGCUGCACGAGCAGGUCAAGAUGAUGAAGUUCGCAUUUUGAUGGCAAAUGGAGCACCUUUUACCACAGACUGGUUGGGAACAUCUCCACUUCAUCUAGCAGCACAGUACGGACAUUACUCCACCACGGAAGUGUUGCUGCGAGCAGGGGUGAGUCGGGAUGCCAGAACCAAAGUGGACAGAACUCCAUUACAUAUGGCAGCAUCAGAAGGCCAUGCCAGCAUAGUAGAAGUCUUACUUAAGCAUGGUGCUGAUGUCAAUGCAAAGGACAUGCUCAAAAUGACUGCACUUCACUGGGCUACUGAACAUCACCACCAAGAAGUUGUAGAACUCUUGAUAAAGUAUGGAGCGGAUGUUCAUGCUCAGAGUAAAUUUUGCAAAACGGCAUUAGAUAUUGCAGUAGACAAUGGAAAUGAAGACAUUGCAGAAAUAUUACAGAUUGCAAUGCAGAACCAAAUCAAUACGAAUCCCGAGAGUCCGGACACUGUGACGAUACACGCAGCCACACCGCAGUUCAUCAUCGGACCUGGAGGGGUGGUGAACCUAACAGAUGAAACAGGAGUGUCUGCUGUACAGUUUGGAAAUUCAUCAACAUCAGUAUUAGCUACGUUGGCAGCUUUAGCAGAAGCAUCAGCUCCACUCUCAAAUUCUUCAGAAACACCAGUUGUGGCCACAGAAGAAGUUGUGACUGCAGAAUCUGUGGAUGGGGCCAUUCAGCAAGUGGUCAGUUCUGGAGGUCAGCAGGUUAUUACCAUAGUAACAGAUGGCAUUCAGCUGGGUAACCUGCAUUCCAUUCCAACCAGUGGGAUAGGGCAACCCAUUAUUGUGACCAUGCCAGAUGGGCAGCAAGUGUUAACAGUUCCAGCAACAGACAUUGCUGAAGAAACUGUAAUAAGUGAAGAACCACCAGUGAAGAGACAGUGCAUUGAGAUUGUUGAAAAUCGUGUGGAGUCUGCAGAAAUAGAAGAAAGAGAAACUCUUCAGAAACAGCUGGAUGAGGCAAACAGAGAAGCACAAAAAUAUCGUCAGCAGCUUCUAAAGAAGGAACAAGAAGCAGAGGCCUAUCGGCAGAAGUUAGAGGCAAUGAACCGCCUCCAGACUAAUAAAGAAGCUGUUUAAUAUAAAUGAACACACUGCAAAGCCUGUUACUUUCAAAACCUGCAGUACAAUCUUGAACUGUACACUUUAUAGGUACAGCCAUGGGAUUUCAUGAUAGAGAAGAUGCUACAAGUUGAUAACUGGACUUAAGCUGUGAGCUCUGAUUGAUUUCUUGUAACAUAAAAACUCUGAAUUUAGAAAUUGUGAAAAGUAUUUAAAAUUAAAUACUGUAAAUAGUUGGUUUUUUUACAGUUUCAAAAUGAGUUGCUAAAUCUUUUUGAAGGGAUCCAGAAACAUGAAAAGCCAAUGUUUUUGUGAAAUUUUUGAUUUUAGUAUGAAUCUAACUUCUGAAAAACAGAACAGUUUUAAGGGUGAUGUUGAUUUAAGCUGACAAUUUGAAAUUUGAUUAUGUGACAAAAUUAAUUAACAGUUAUUUCUACAUGAUAACAGCUCAACUUCUCUGAAUAAGACAUUUCCAGGUGGAAAUCUUUGUACAGCUUUAAGUAGUUGUCUCAGAUUCUCUGAAAACCAUUUUUUGGGUUUUUUUUUUUUUUUUUUAUUUUAGGUGGUGAAAUUUUUAUAUUUAAUUUCAGAUAUAUCCAAGUAGAUUUACAUGUAUAUGAAGCUAAUAUUUUUUAAACUUUUCAGUUUGUACAUAUGCUGCAUGUUUUUAUAAUUUCUACACAUACAUCUUGCAUAGGUAUUUUUCAGCAAAGAUGAGAAAAAUCAUGAGAAAAAUGUUUAGCCUAUAGGUCAUUUGAAGUAAGCUAGCAGCCAGUUUUAUUGUGGAUGGUAUAUUUCUUGGAAGAAUGUAAUUUGUAAUUAAGAAGAACAAAAAAGUAUCUUAAUUUACAUAUUAAGAGGCAAAAUUUGGUAGUGGAGGUGUUGAAACUUCACUUUGUGUGUCUUAUGAUUUUCCUGUACAAACAUUUUAAAGUUCAGUAAUGAGUAGAAAAGAACGUCUCCACUGGAACACAAAUACCUGCUAUUUUAGAAUAUCCCUAUUGGUCUCUCUUCCCCAAUAGCCUUGAAAUUACUUCGGUGAUACAUUUUUUUAACGGACUUUUGCAUUUUAAUUACGCAAUUGGACGAGUAAUUUUUUUAUGUUGUAGUGAUGCUCUUCCUAGCCGGCAUCAUUGUUCCUCACUGUGAUACUGUGUUUGUGUGUGUCUGUGCAGUGAUCUAUUAUGCUUAAAAUUUAUAUGGCACGUUACAUCUUCAGAGCAUUGUAAAAUCUUUUAAAGAACCCUUACUGCUCUGCCUGAGGCAGGUAAGUGAGUGUUACUGUCUCAAUUUUAUAACUGGUUUAAGUGCAACAUGAGGGAGUGUUAAAUGACUGGCUUACCACCACGUGAACCUGUGGUCACCUGGGAAUGGAUCUCAGGAGUUCCUGGCUUUAGUCCUGUGCUUAGACUGAGCUGCCUUAAGAUUGUUCAGUGCUGUGUUACAUUAAAUUUUGAACUACUGUGCAGAUCCAUUUUUUGUAAGAUAAAACUCUUUGUGCUUUGCUUUGUUGUUCCAUGUUCACUGCUUUUAUGAAAUUGUUUAUAUAAACUUAAGCAAAAAGUCUGGUUUAUCUAUACUGUACACGGAAGAAUUACCCUUAAAACUGUACUCUGGCCUACUUUUUCUAUUUUACAAUUAAAUAUCUUUUCCACAUA
Messenger RNA from Vidua chalybeata, 3067 nucleotides. RefSeq names its product GA binding protein transcription factor subunit beta 1 (gene GABPB1). The record is from RefSeq and is a predicted model, not a curated record. Gene Ontology annotation, cellular component: nucleus. Gene Ontology annotation, biological process: positive regulation of transcription by RNA polymerase II. Gene Ontology annotation, molecular function: transcription cis-regulatory region binding; protein binding. The coding region runs from base 276 to 1427 and encodes 383 amino acids. NCBI's taxonomy places the organism in Eukaryota, Metazoa, Chordata, Aves, Passeriformes, Viduidae. The transcript is spliced from 9 exons.